Knipowitschia caucasica is the source of this 573-nucleotide messenger RNA. The record is from the annotation of a GenBank genome assembly. Lineage: Eukaryota; Metazoa; Chordata; Actinopteri; Gobiiformes; Gobiidae.
AUGGACGCUCACGGAGGACACUACCUGAACAAAGAAGCUGUACUGUCACCUUUGGGGAUAGCUCGCAUGAGCCAGCUGUUUCUGGGCUGCACCAUUAUAGCACUGGUAUCCCACAGUGCAGGAUACAGCGCCUCCUAUGGGACAUUCUGCAUGUUUGUGUGGUGCUUUUGCUUUGCAGUGACUCUGGUGGUGUUCACGUUGGAUAUUACAAGACUUCAUGCUUGUAUGCCGAUUUCCUGGGAUAACUUCACAGUCGCCUUUGCCAUGUUGGCCACACUCAUGUACAUCACUGCCUCUGUGGUCUAUCCGGUCUACUUCAUUGAAGAUGAGUGUGAAGAUGAGAGCUGCGAAAGCCUGUACUACCGUAUAGCAGUGACAGUUUUCUCCAGUAUCUGCUGCUUUCCUUAUGGUGUUGAGGUGUUUCUGACGCGGGCUAAGCCUGGAGCUGUUGUUGGUUACAUGGCCACUGCCUCAGGAUUACUAAAGGUAGUCCAGGCCUUUGUGGCCUGUAUUAUUUUUGGAGCCCUGGCCCAUGACAGCGAGAAGGACCUCUUCUCUGCGCUUCCCCUUUGA